AUGGCAAAAAAAGGAGCAGGGCGCAAAAGGAUUCCAAUGGAGAAGAUAGAGGACUCAAGUAAGGUUGGGGUUACCUUCUCAAAACGAAGGUCUGGCCUCUUUAAGAAGGCAUGUGCGGUCCGCUCUCUCUGUGACUGUCAUACGGCUAUUGUUAUCUUCUCAGGGGACAACACAGUUUAUUCUUUCGGUGAUCCCUCCUCAGAUAGGAUUUUCAAUUCCUUCAUCGGCGCUACCCCUGCCGAAGAGAGCGAAGGCGCUACCCCUGCCCAAGAGAGCGAAGGCGCUACUUCUGCCGAAGAGAGCGAUGUCCCACAGUUGACAGAAGGUUAUGAUUUUUGUCAACUGAUGGAAGAGAUGACAGAAUAUGAAGGCAUAGUUGAUGCAGAGAAAACUCGGGAAAAUGGCUUUACUGAAGUUGAGAACGAUCCUCAAGAUGAGAACUGCUUGGGGAAAUUGUGGUCAGCACCAGUGGAGGAACUAACAUUGGCAGAAGCUGAAGAAAUGUUGGCGAAAUUGGAGGACUUUAAACCAUUUGAAGACACUUCUAGCAGCCAAGCACAAACAUAA
Molecule: messenger RNA, 567 nt
Organism: Daucus carota subsp. sativus
Lineage: Eukaryota; Viridiplantae; Streptophyta; Magnoliopsida; Apiales; Apiaceae
Product: agamous-like MADS-box protein AGL62
Exons: 1
Coding region: 1-567 (188 amino acids)
Biological process (GO): regulation of transcription by RNA polymerase II
Molecular function (GO): RNA polymerase II cis-regulatory region sequence-specific DNA binding; DNA-binding transcription factor activity, RNA polymerase II-specific; protein dimerization activity
Source: RefSeq, a predicted model, not a curated record